UUCGUUAACAUCCUAGAUCUCCCCUUGCCUCGGUCACCAGCUUGCUCUUUCUUAAGAGCCCAAACAAAACAGGGCAACAAAAGAAAUCCGGAAGUUGCGUUCCCAAAAGGAAACUUUUAUAAGAUCAGUGUUAAGGUUUAGGAAAGAAAUCCGGCUUCCGAAUUCCGGCUCGGCUUUUUCUUCCUUAUGAAUGAAGCGGGCGACAUGAAGGGAAACGGUUCAGCUCAAUCCACCGAUCCAUGAAGCCGAAAUCACGGAAGGAAUUGUUUUCCUUGACUGUUAUAUUUUCCUGGAAGUAAGAUGGAAGAGGUUCUGGCUGAUCUGUGUGGGACUAGUUCCAUAGAUCCACUUCCUCUAUGGGUUCAUAGCAAUGUUGGACACUGUUUUAAUCAGCUGCUCUUAAAUGUGGCUCCUCAUGUCAUCCUUGCUGUAGUAAGUGCCUGCUACAUAGGAACACCAAGGACUUUUGGCUCACAAUGUGCAUACAGACCGGGAUGGAAAUGCAGAAUUGCUGCAUCUUUUAUCCUUGCUGGUUUGUCCAUCCUUGAUAUAAUCCCAGCAAUACUUUGGCCACAGAAAUUGGAUCCUUUCUGCCUGAAAGUUCUAACAAGUGGCACAGCUGCAUUGGCAUGGCUUACUCACAGCCUGGCACUUCUUGCUCUCUACAGAUCUCCGUGCAGUUUCAGCCGUGGUCCUGCAGUCCUACCGAUCCUUGCCUUCUUUCCAGUCCCAUCUCUUGUUAUCACAUUGGUAUGGCGCUGCCAGACGGAGUUGGGUGAGCAGCCCCUUCAACUUGCCACAGCCCUCAGGCUCACGGUUCUCUGCCUCCAGUUAGCUUUUCUACUUCUCUGUCUCAUUGGGUAUAUCAUCCCUGUAGGCAAUAGGCAAGACCUUUUCUCCAUCAAUGACCCCUCACAGCAUGAACCCUUGAUUACAGCUUCACAGUUCUCUGAAUCCACUUGGGCGGCAGUGGCAGAGGAUGGGGAGAGCUGGCUGUCACGUUUCUCAUAUGCUUGGAUGAACCCUCUUAUAAAGCGUGGCUACCAGUGGAAGCUGAAUAAGCCACAAGAUGUCUAUCAACUCCCUCAACGACUGCAGGCCAGCAAAGUCUGUGAACACUUUUACUCUUGUUGGCUGAAAAAGGCAGCUCUUGCUUCAGAAGACGAAAGGAGGUCUUCCACAAACCACUUCUUUGCCAAACUUGAUUUGAGACAUAAUGAACUUCCAGCAGGUUCUCAAAAUGCUCACAAACCUGUACAUCUCCUUUCAGUGCUGCAUGCAGCUUUUGGCCUACGUUAUUAUAGUCUCGGCUUUCUGAAAUUGGCCAGUGGUCUCUUGGGAUUUUCCGGGCCUCUGCUUUUAAAUCUGUUGGUCAGUUUUAUGGAGUCACAUCAAGAACCUCUUAGCCAUGGAGUGUUGUACGCACUGGGACUUUUUCCUAGUUCCUUCCUUGGUGCCAUUUUACGUAAUCAGUUUAAUUAUGAGAUAAACAAAAUUAUACUUACUGUACGUACUGCGGUUAUUUCAGCCAUCUACCAGAAAGCUCUCCGGGUAAAUGGAAGUAGCCUGGCUAGCUUCACCACAGGUGAAAUUGUCAACUUUAUGAGCACGGACACUGAUAGACUAGUCAACUUCUGCUUUAGUUUCCAUGAGCUGUGGAGUCUUCCUUUUCAGUUUGCUAUCACUCUCUACCUUUUAUAUCAGCAGGUAGGCAUAGCCUUCCUGGGUGGACUGGCUCUGGCUGUGCUACUUGUGCCCAUUAAUAAAGUUAUUGCUAACUGCAUCAUGAAGAAAAACAAGGAGAUGCUGAAGCACAAAGAUGUACGGGUCAAGCUCAUGACGGAGCUCUUGGGUGGCAUGCGAGUGAUCAAGUUCUAUGCCUGGGAACCACAUUUCGAUGCUAAAGUGAAGGCAUGCCGAGCCAAGGAACUGAAGAGCCUGCGAGCAAUUAAAUACCUUGAUGCUGUGUGUGUCUACCUCUGGGCUGCAUUGCCUGUAGUUGUCUCCAUUGUCAUUUUCAUUACCUAUGUUUUAUUAGGACACCAGCUGUCUGCCACCAAGGUUUUUACAGCUUUGGCCCUUGUCGGGAUGCUCAUUCUUCCCCUCAAUAAUUUCCCUUGGGUGCUGAAUGGGAUCUUGGAAGCCAAAGUAUCCCUAGAUCGAAUCCAGCACUUUCUAGAGCUCACAGACCAAGAUCUGCAUGCUUACUAUAGCAGAGUUUGUCCUUCAAAUCUAUCUUCUGCCUUGGAAAUGCACAAUUCUACCUUUUCAUGGUCCCCAGAAAGCAAAGAAACCUCUGAAUCUCAUGUACCAAGAGGAGGCCAACUUUUCAUACAGAAUCUGUUGGUGACAAAGGGUGCAUUAGUAGGGGUCAUUGGGAAGGUUGGAUGUGGGAAGAGCACACUGCUUGCAGCUAUCACUGGAGAACUUAGUAGUCAAGGUGAACAGGUCUAUGUUUGGGAUUUGGAAAAAGGAUUUGGGUUGGCUGCUCAAGAGCCCUGGAUCCAGUUCACCAGCAUCCGUGAAAACAUCCUCUUUGGGAAGGAAUACAACGCUCAAUUUUAUCAGCAAGUAAUAGAUGCCUGUGCUCUCUCUGAUGACUUGAAUAUUUUCCCAGCAGGUGAUCAGACAGAGGUGGGUGAGAAUGGAGUCACCCUCAGUGGGGGACAGAAAGCUCGUAUUGCACUUGCUAGAGCUGUUUACCAGGAGAAAGAAUUAUACCUUCUGGAUGAUCCACUAGCAGCUGUUGAUGCAGAUGUAGCUAAUCACCUUAUGCAGAAGUGUAUCCUAGGAAUUCUCAGACACAAAACUCGGAUUCUUUGCACCCACAGAAUUGAGGUUUUGGAAAAUGCUGACAUGAUAGUACUAAUGGAUAAUGGCAGAAUUCUCAGGGCAGGUACUCCAACAAUCAUUCUUCCAUUGGUAGAAGCUGUCCCUAAACUUGGAGCAAUGACCAAGAGAAGGAAGGACACAAACGCUGAAUGCAAUGAAGUGGAGGAAGUGGAGCAUGAGGAAGAAGAGCCAGCACAAUUAAACUGUUUUCCUAAGCAGGAGGAAGAGAAAAAAGAAGGGGCAGUGGCUUUCAAAGUCUACAGGGCAUACUGGCUGGCUGUUGGCAGCUGCCUAGCAUUGUCCAUACUCCUUUCACUGCUGCUCAUGCAGGCUUCUAGGAAUAUUUCCGAUUGGUGGCUCUCAAACUGGAUAUCCAGCCUACCUCAUACUGAAAAUAACUCCAUCAGCAGCUUGGCAGCCCUUCCUUCUUCAUCUCUGCUGCUCUUCUCCCAUGACGGACUCAUUUCUCCAGUCUUGAGCUCCAUCUCUUCAAAUAGCACUUUGAAUGUGAAUUUUUACCUGACUGUGUACGGCUGCAUUGCUGGGGUAAAUUCAGUCUUCACCAUCCUGCGGGCCUUUCUUUUUGCUUGUGGCACCAUUCACGCUGCGACUGUCAUUCACAACCGACUGCUUAGACGGGUGAUGAAGGCUACCAUGACCUUCUUUGAUACCACGCCAACAGGUCGUAUUCUUAAUCGCUUCUCUUCAGAUCUGUACUGUGUGGAUGAUAGUCUUCCUUUUCUUCUCAACAUCUUCUUAGCCAACAUCUUUGGACUGCUGGGCACGCUGGUGAUGAUAACCUAUGGAUUGCCUUGGAUUGGGCUAGUCUUACUGCCCUUGGUGGCCAUCUACUACUCCAUCCAGCUUUAUUAUCGACGUACCUCUCGUGAACUCAAGCGACUCUACAGUCUCACCUUGUCACCUAUUUAUACUCACUUUUCAGAGACUUUGACAGGCCUCAGCACUAUUCGGGCAACCAGGAUGACUGGGAGGUUUGAGACAGAAAAUCAAGAACGGGUAGAACUGAACCAGCGUUGCCGUUUUGCCAGCAAUACGGCAAUGCAAUGGCUAGAUAUUCGGCUGCAGAUGAUUGGAGUUGCUGUGGUUACUGCCAUUGCAGGAAUUGCCAUCAUCCAACACCAACGGAAACUGGGUGAUCCAGGUCUUGUGGGUUUGGCUCUUUCCUAUGCUCUAUCUGUUACAAACUUGCUGUCAGGACUCAUCACCAGCUUCACUCAGACAGAGACCAUGAUGGUGAGCGUGGAACGGACUGAAGAAUAUGCAACAGAAAUUCCCAUAGAACCUCAGGAGGAACUUCUUCCGGUUUCCCCAAACUGGCCAGUUAGAGGGCAUAUGGAAUUCCAACAAGUAAUAUUAGCCUAUCGGCCAGAAUUACCCAAUGCCCUGGAUGGUGUUACCUUCACUAUCUAUCCUGGGGAAAAGAUAGGGAUAGUUGGACGUACAGGGUCUGGCAAAUCCACUCUCUUCCUGGCCCUUUUCCGCAUGGUGGAACUGAGAGGUGGACACAUCCUCCUAGACAGUAUUGACCACUGCUCUGUAAGCUUGAAGGAGCUAAGGUCUAGAUUGGCUAUAAUUCCCCAGGACCCUUUUUUGUUCAGUGGGACACUCCGUGAGAAUCUAGAUCCCCAGCAGCAACACACGGAUGAUGACUUGCACCAAGUUUUGGAACAAUGCCACUUGCACACAUUAAUUACAGAGAUGGGUGGGCUGGAUUGUGAGCUGAGAGAGAGAGGAAAGAGUCUCUCAGUAGGACAGAGGCAGCUGGUUUGUUUAGCAAGAGCCCUCUUGACUCAGGCCAAGAUUUUGUGCAUUGAUGAAGCCACAGCAAGUAUUGAUCAGAAAACAGACAGACUCAUCCAGCAGACCAUUCGCCAGAGAUUUACAGAUAAAACUGUUUUAACUAUUGCCCACAGGUUGAACACUAUACUGGACUCAGAUCGAGUGUUGGUGAUGAAUGCUGGGCGGGUGGCAGAGCUCGAUUCGCCUGGUGUACUCAGCCAGAAAGAAGACUCUUUGUUCCAGCACCUUCUACAGUGUGGAUAGCAAUAACCUUCCUGUGGACAUUCUCAGACUUGAAUUGAUUGUACCUCAUGACUGCAAGCUUUCCCAUCUACAAUAGGGGCCUCAUCCACAGGUCAAUCUCACAUCCUUCAAAUCCACUCAUUGACUUUAGAGUUUCAAAAAUAACAGAGGGUAGAAAUUUUCUUAGUAGUCUGCAAAACUCCAUUUUCAUUUUGCUAAUUUCACUUCCACUUACUGAAAGUUAAGUCCCACUCAGCAAGAGGUGUUUUUUUUUAAAUUGAGUAUUAUCCAUCUAUCAUAAUGCAAUCAGCAAAAAUGAUUCAAAGCCGUUUAAAUUAAGAUUCUUAAUCCCAGGUACUGUAUGCUGCUCAAAUUAGGUCAGAUACACAACCUUUACAUCUUUUCUUCGGCUAUCCUGCAUUUCACUUCUCUGGGAAUAUAUAUAUACCUUUUCUUAUAAAUAAAAAUUAAACAAUUCUCAUUUUUUUUACUAGUAAAGCUUGUUUUUAUUUUUAAAUUUCACUAAUAGCACACAACGUAUGUUUGUACUAAGAUUCUCAAGACAUUCACAUAACAAAUAUGCUGCGAUUCAGACAAUCUCUAGAAGACAGAUUCUUUUUCCAGGAAUCCAGUGGGAUCAUCCAGAAGACGAUACUGGAAUGGGCACUGUAUAUUUGUCUUUUAAGAGAAAGGGGCUUUGGUCUCUGGAAAUACCCAUUGAGAUGCAGAUAAGAGUAAUUAGAAUCAAGCAUGUCACUGUUGCAGUCUGGUAAAAGUAGAAGAAAAGUAUUGGUAACCUAACUACAAAAUUAAAACUAGCUUCCUUUGUAUUAGUUUAUUUUUUUCUUUUCAACUAAAUGUGGAUUGAAUCUCCAUGUAAAUUUCAGGAACACCAAGAAAACCAUAACCUACCUUUGAUUAUUUUAGGUGUGCUCACAUUCAUCAGUGGAUAUUAUUUCCCAUCAGAUCUUUAAAGUUCAAAGGAAUGUAAUUAGACGACUGAAGUAGAUAGCCAUCAUUUAUAUAUUUAAGGCUUAGAUGUACAGCCAUCUGAAUCAGCUGAUAUUUAAUCUCAGGAAUCCAAAGACAAGAUAUAUGAGAUACAAAAUCUGUAAAUAAUUCUUUUCACAAUUCAUUUUCUGGCAACGCUAGCUCCUACAGAGUUUACCACAGCCAUGAUUCACAAACUAUGGUCCACAGAGAUCCACCAGAUAUUCUGUAGCUUUGGUAACCACAGCCAAUUACUACCUUAGCCUUCAGGAGACUCACUAGUAGAAGCUGGAAGACUUUGUCUUUGUCAGGAACAAUUAUUUGCUUUGACUUACAUUCCCAGCUUUGGAAAAAUUCAUCUCUGCCUUGACUCAUUUUUGCCUCUGCCUUGCCUUUGCAUCGUGGACUUGCCUGACCCUGUGGAAUUAGCUUUGCCCUUUGGACCUUGACUCUGGCCUUGCCCCUUCAGCUUGCCCCUUCUCUUUGGACUUCCUCUGCAAAUUGGUUUUGGUUUACUGGCUUGUGUUUCUGGGACUGAGAAUGGCUCCCGUCAGAGAAGUGUGGGGUGGAGCCUUACCAGCCACUGUAGGGCCGUUUGUUCUGACAGUUAACAGAGCAAUAAAGGACUCUAAUGAUGCCUGUCUCUGCCUAGCGAUCUGGGUCAUAACAAUGCUGCAUGACUUCCAUUUCCAUCCAAAGAUCCUUCUCUGUUGAGAAUGAUGGCACUUGAUCAGAUGUUGCUUGAGGCUUUCAGACUGGCUUACAGCAUGACCUGGUGGUGGUAUUUAUUUCAUUUCUUUCAUGUUAAAAAAGGAUCAAGAUUGUUUUUAGUAAUGCAGUGAGAUGUCCAAAUGUUAGUUGGAAACACAAUUUCUGUAUUUGUAUACUUCAAAGGUUCAGUCUGGCUUCUUUCAAUAAAAUACAUCCAUGUUUUAA
Messenger RNA from Pantherophis guttatus, 6801 nucleotides. It is a transcript of the gene ABCC10, whose product is annotated as ATP binding cassette subfamily C member 10. Gene Ontology annotation, cellular component: membrane. Gene Ontology annotation, biological process: transmembrane transport. Gene Ontology annotation, molecular function: ATP binding; ATP hydrolysis activity; ABC-type transporter activity. Lineage: Eukaryota; Metazoa; Chordata; Lepidosauria; Squamata; Colubridae. The record is from RefSeq and is a predicted model, not a curated record.